Molecule: messenger RNA, 2350 nt
Organism: Linum tenue
Lineage: Eukaryota; Viridiplantae; Streptophyta; Magnoliopsida; Malpighiales; Linaceae
Source: the annotation of a GenBank genome assembly
UCACCGGAUCAGGGUCAAAUUGGGUCGACCCGUGGGUCAACCCGCGGGUUGACAACCUUGAUGUAGACCCAUUCUUUACAACUCCGAAUUUUGAUUUUUCCAAAGCUAAUGGAGUAAUGGACUGGUAACAAUCACCACCAAAUAAAUAAAUAAAUAAAUAAAUAAAUAAAAGUUCAGCAAAGCAAUCGACUUCGCAAGCUUGAUUCUCUUCCACAGAGCAUAUACCCUUUUCUUUGGCCGUUGCCGUCGUUAAAUCGGUCUCCUUUUUUUUCACCGAUUCUCUUCCAUGUCGUAGAUAUUCGAAACCUUGUGCUGCCGUUAACCAUCCCCACUUUCCCUAGGACUGCCGGAUAAUGGCUUCCCGGCGGCUCCCGAUUACCGCUCUGUUCCUCCUCUUCUUGGCCGUUUCCGCCCAGUCUCGAGACUAUGAGAGAUUGUUUAACCUGCAUAAGUCCAAAAUCAGAGGACCCAUCAAAACAGUCGUUGUUCUGGUCAUGGAGAAUCGCUCCUUCGACCAUAUCCUGGGUUGGCUCAAGUCAACCCGACCCGACAUCGACGGGCUCACCGGGACCGAGUCCAACAAGAUCUCCGCCACGGAUCCCGACUCCCCGGAAGUCUUCGUCUCCGACGACGCGAUCUUCGUGGACUCCGACCCGGGCCACUCUUUCCAGGCCAUCAGGGAACAAAUCUUCGGGUCGAACGAUACCCGUCGGAGCCCCGCUCCGAUGAACGGGUUCGUCCAGCAGGCCGCCAAUAUGAGCGAGACGAUGGCCAGGACGGUGAUGAGCGGGUUCCACCCGACCCGGAUCCCGGUCUUCACCACGCUGGCGAACGAGUUCGCCGUGUUCGACCGGUGGUUCGCCUCGGUCCCGGCGUCGACUCAGCCGAACCGGUUCUACGUUCACUCGGCGACCUCGCACGGCGCCACCAGCAACGUCCGCAAGGACCUGAUUCGUGGGUUCCCGCAGAAGACGAUCUUCGACUCGCUGGACGAGAACGGACUCAGUUUUGGGAUUUAUUACCAAAGUAUCCCCGCCACACUAUUCUUCAGCUCGCUCAGGAAGCUGAAGAACAUCUUCAAAUUCCACAACUACGCCCUCAAGUUCAAGUCCCACGCGGCGGAAGGGAAGCUCCCCAACUACGUCGUGGUGGAGCAGCGGUGGUACGACGUGCCGUUUGGCCUUGCCAACGACGACCACCCGUCGCACGACGUGGCGGAGGGGCAGAAGUUCGUGAAGGAGGUUUACGAGAUACUGAGAGCCAGCCCGCAGUGGAAGGAGAUGGCCUUCUUGAUUACCUACGACGAGCACGGCGGGUUCUACGAUCACGUCCCGACGCCGGUUACUGGAGUUCCCAGCCCCGACGGGAUUGUCGGGCCGGACCCUUUUUACUUCCGUUUUGACCGAUUGGGUGUUCGGGUCCCGACUUUCUUGAUUUCUCCCUGGAUUGACAGGGGUACCGUAAUCCAUGAGCCUGAUGGGCCAACACCGACUUCCCAGUUUGAGCAUUCUUCAGUCCCCGCCACGGUAAAGAAGCUCUUCAACCUGAAAUCCAACUUCUUGACCAAGAGGGAUGCUUGGGCUGGUACCUUUGACAGCUACUUUUACCUUCGCAAAACUCCCCGUGACGACUGCCCAGAGACACUGCCUGAAGUGAAGCAAGCUUUGAGACCGGUAGGAGCAAACCCAGAUGCAAAACUGUCGGAGUUCCAAACGGAGCUAGUCCAGCUUGCAUCCCAGCUGAAUGGUGAUUAUGUGUUGAACACUUACCCGGAUAUUGGCAAGACCAUGACGGUGGCUCAAGCCAAAAAAUAUACUGAAGAUGCUGUCAGGAGGUUCCUUGAAGCUGGGAGAGCUGCACUCAGAGCUGGAGCUAAUGAAUCUGCCAUAGUCACCAUGAGACCCUCCCUCACUAGCCGGGUACCGGUUGGGAACUCAGAUAGCUAUGUAGAAUCCUAUUAAGUACAACACUCCUCGCAAGUUGUGUAUAAACUUGAUCCCCACUGCUACUGUUGUCAUUUCUAUGUAUAGGUAGAAGUUUAUGAAACUCAGCAAAGAACCCUGAUGGAAUCAAUUUCCAGGGAUCGAUACUUUUAUGUCAACUUAUUUGGUUAUCGAAAACUCUUUUGCUGUGGAGACAAUUAUAGAAUCAAAAGCAUCUUAUAAUAAUGUCAUUUUAGUUCGUAAUCGACAUCUUAAUCUAGUUUAUCCCAUUGAUUUGAGAUGGAUAAGUUUACAAAGUCGUCAAGACAGUGAAAAACUUACUAUGUUAAUAGCAUAUAUCAUCUGCCUGUUUGGAUCUGGAGAACGAAUUCCAGGCAGCUACCGUUCCCUUCCACUCCCAGUCCCAU